This is a messenger RNA of Sphaeroforma arctica JP610, 156 nucleotides long. RefSeq lists its product as hypothetical. The annotation marks the transcript as partial. NCBI's taxonomy places the organism in Eukaryota, Ichthyosporea, Ichthyophonida. The record is from RefSeq and is a predicted model, not a curated record. The transcript has a single exon.
CAUCGGUGGCUUCAGCUCAGGCACCCGAAGGAACCAGACAGGACCGUUUCUAUUCAGCUAUUCAGCCUAUCCAAUCCACAGGUGUGGGACAGCUUACUCCCCGGUCAGUUGUUCGCCUGCACAUGCAUGCGGCUGGAACAGAAGAAUUCCAGGUGA